Fusarium odoratissimum NRRL 54006 is the source of this 1036-nucleotide messenger RNA. Its product is annotated as acetyltransferase. The transcript has 3 exons. The coding region runs from base 192 to 848 and encodes 218 amino acids. The record is from RefSeq and is a predicted model, not a curated record. Lineage: Eukaryota; Fungi; Ascomycota; Sordariomycetes; Hypocreales; Nectriaceae. Gene Ontology annotation, molecular function: acetyltransferase activity.
CGGCACUCAUCACCGACUCACUCUCGUCAAUCUUCAAUCGAGGGUAGAUCCAAAGCUUGUACAACCGCCAUCCCUAAAAACAACAUACAUAGAAGCAAAGACUGUCCACCUAUUAUCUUCCUGUAUCUCAUUUGCUACAUCACCCUCUUGUCAAGAUAUAAUCCUGAAACUUGAAAACAUUCUGUCCUACAAUGACCGUCUUUAACAUCGACGAGGAGGACAACCUCAACCGCAUGCGCCGCGGCGAUCUGUACUACGCCUUCACACCCAAAUUGGUAGCUGCCCGUAAGCGAUGCAGGCAAGCCGUCACUCGACUCAACGCAGCCGAGGACCCAACACGCCGCGAGAUGGCCGAAUUCUGGAGACAGAUAACAAACGACGACCGCCCUUUACCUCCACCUGCAGCGACAGAAGAUGAGGAGGACAACGUGUUGCACGAAUAUCCCUGGAUCGAAGCACCCAUCAGAAUCGACUACGGCACGAAUAUCAAAGUCGGAAGCAAUGUUUUUAUCAACUUCAACUGCACCAUACUAGAUACAUGCCAAGUAACCAUCGGCUCAAGGACGUUGAUCGGGCCAAAUGUUUCAUUCUUCUCCGGUACGCAUCCUCUGGAUCCUGAGCUGCGUAAUGGCACAAAUGGGCCAGAACUGGGCGGUACAAUCACUGUAGGUGAAGAUUGUUGGAUCGCGGGUAAUGUGACCAUUCUUCCGGGUAUCACAAUCGGUGCUGGUUCCACGGUUGGUGCGGGAAGUGUUGUCACCAAGGACGUACCGCCUUACCAUGUGGUUGCUGGAAACCCUGCCAAGAUCAUUCGUAAGCUUGAACGGAACCCGAACGGAAAGCAAUAAGUAUAGAUCAAGGUCCUGUGUGGCCUGGAGUAUGAAUAUCAAUAUGACAUUUCUCUCGAAGUCAUAAUAUUCUUCGGGCUCUCCGGAACAUUGAACCCCCGAGUCAAACAGUGAUAGUAUUCGAGCUUGUGUGUUAUCCACGUAAAGUUUAAAGUCUAUAUGCAUUAUAGUAUCUUGUAGCUCUGGCA